AUGAAGUGGUAUAACAAUCCGAUUGUCAAUCCCUUCUACCGUGACGAGCGGGACGAGGCGCCAGAAGUGAUUGCGAAAACCGCCCCAACCGAUGAGAAGUCCUCGCCGACAACUAAGGAAGGAAAUGUUCAAACUGCAGUAGCACAAGACCCUGAAAAGGGUUCUGCACCACAGUUUAUCUCUGAGAGUGUGGAAGAUCUGAAUAACUCGGACUUCCAGUUUGGUAUCAAGAAAGUCGAGGCGAUUGCGACGAUAUGGUCAAAGAAGGAGCUGUAUCUUCUCUACGCUUGGAUAUGGUUAAUGUACUGCAUUCUAUCGCUUCAGAGUCAAUCGUCCUUUUCGCUUUUCCCAUAUGCGUAUAGUUCGUUCAACGGUCACAGUUUGAUAUCUACUUCCGCAGUUGUCGCCUCAAUCGUCGGUGGUGUCCUACGUCUUCCUAUUGGCAAGGUUAUCGAUAUCUGGGGCCGCGCAGAAGGAUUUGUUAUCUUCGCGAUAAUAUUCCUCAUUGGGCUCGUUAUGCUCGCCGCUACAGACGGAGUCGCUACAUAUGCUGCUGCGUACGUAUUCAAUCAAGUGGGAUUCACGGGUAUUUCGUACAUUAUGGCUGUCUUUGUGGCGGAUACAACGAGGUUGAGGAAUCGAGGGUUGAUGUUUGCUUAUACCUCGUCGCCGUAUAUCAUGACGACAUUUUUGGCCCCAAAAUUGGCACAGGCUUGGUUGGACCACUCGACUUGGAGAUGGGGCUUCGGAGUCUUCUGUAUCAUCUUGCCCGUUGUCUUCGCUCCUUUUGUAGCAUUAUUAUUUGUUAAGCAGAAUCAGGCAAUGAAGACUGGUUUGCUUAGGAAAGAGAAGAGUGGAAGAACAUUAGUUCAAAGUUUGAAGCAUUAUGCCAUCGAGUUUGACGCCGUCGGAAUGUUGAUCCUUAUGGCCGGGUUUGUCCUCUUCCUUUUGCCAUUCAAUCUUGCUGGCUCUCUCCCAGAGUCGUGGAGACGCAGCGACAUCAUUUCAAUGAUAGUAGUCGGAUUUGUUCUCUUGGUUUUUUUCCCAGUCUACGAGAGGUAUUGGGCACCCAAAUCUUUCAUUCCAUGGAGGCUACUCCGUGACCGAACGAUCUUUGGGGGUUGCUUAACAAUUGGCAGCUUGUUCUUCGGCUUUUACUGCUGGGAUCUGUAUUUCAGUUCCUUCUUGCAGGUCGUCUUUAACCUGGAUGUCACACAAGCUGGAUACGUUGGUAAUAUUUACAGCAUCGGUUCGACAUUUUGGGCUAUUGUGGUCGGAUACCUUAUUCGCCGGACGAAUCGGUACAAAUGGAUUGGAGUUUUGUUCGUACCUGUCCAUAUCCUCGGUGCCGGCCUGAUGAUACAUUUCCGUCAACCAUGGCAGUCGAUUGGAUUCGUUAUCAUGUGCCAGAUCUUUAUUGCCUUCGCUGGCGGCAGUCUCGUCAUCUGUCAUGAGAUUGCAGGUCUCGCUGUCGGCACACAUGCUGAUAUUGCCAUGAUCCUCGCUCUACUAUACUUAGCCGCAGCAAUCGGUGGAGCAAUGGGGAGUUCUGUCAGUGGCGCUAUAUGGCAGAAUACUUUCCCAGAACUCCUCUUCAAGGCAUUACCCGCAGAGUUGAAGGGUGAAGUGGCCAACAUCGUGUACAGCCUUCCUACACAACUAAGCUAUCCUCCUGGAAGCCCUGGUAGGGACGCAAUCGUGUAUGCUUAUGGGGUGGCACAACAGAGAAUGUGCAUUGCUGCCACAGCCAUGGCGUCAGUGACACUGGUCGGGGUUUGGAUGUGGCGGGAUAUUAGGUUGGAUAACAAGAAGCAGGUGAAGGGGACUGUCCUGUAA
This is a messenger RNA of Orbilia oligospora ATCC 24927, 1836 nucleotides long. RefSeq lists its product as uncharacterized. Gene Ontology annotation, biological process: transmembrane transport. Bases 1 to 1836 code for a protein of 611 amino acids. The transcript is spliced from 5 exons. NCBI's taxonomy places the organism in Eukaryota, Fungi, Ascomycota, Orbiliomycetes, Orbiliales, Orbiliaceae. Gene Ontology annotation, molecular function: transmembrane transporter activity. The record is from RefSeq and is a predicted model, not a curated record.